AUGAUAAGUUCUUCUAAGGGUAUUUUAGUAUCUUUGAUAUUUUUGCUCAUCUUUGCAAAUGCUGUAACAUUUUCUGCAAACACUUAUUUAGGUGAUAUUUCUUUUUCUGUUCCUCUCACCAUCAAUGAAGGCUAUUUUUUGGCGUUGGUAAACGGGAACUCUUACAGUUUCACCAAGGACUUGCACGUGAAAGGUUCACUUUUCGUCGGUGAUAUAAAUCCAUAUGGUGAUGGAUUUAGCACUACAUUUGAUGGCUCGACUAUUACAAAUGACGGUUUGAUUGUGGUUGAUAGUAGGAAUCUUACGUCUGGUUUAAUGUCUGUAUCAUGGGGUGGUUCUUUCCUCACUAAUAACGGAAAAAUGUACUUCGAAGGUCUAAAUAGCAAAUCUAAUAGUUUCACAUUAAAUCCAAGUAUAUCUUUGGCCAAUGCUGGUUUAAUGUCUUUUGGUCAAGAUGUAUCUUCAAAUUUUACUAGUAUUGUACACCUUCAAUCAAAAUCUUUUGUUAACAUUGGUACUAUUUGUUUGAAGAAUGUUAAGGCAUCUUUGGAAAGUUCUAUAGCAGGUAACGGUUGUAUUACAAUAGGUGAAAAUUCUGUAUAUGCUAUACCAAUACAGUCAAGCUCUGGCACAAUCGGUCCGCAAACUAUGUAUUUGAGCUCUCCUUCCUCAAUGCUUUACAUAGGCUCAUACGGGUCGGCAGAACAUGUCUAUGUCAGAGGUUUUGGUAAUGGUAAUUAUUUAACAUUCCGUACUGCAAUAGCAGGUUAUAGUUAUAAUCCAAGUACUGGUAUCUUAACGAUCAGUGCUGCUGUUGUUCAUAAAAUUGAUAUUGGUACUGGAUAUAACAAGCGUGGAUUUUCAGUGAAAACCGUAGAUAACCAUGUUGGGUUUAAUUUUAUUAAUAACGCAAUAGUCUAUAAUGCAACCGCUCCAAAUGGUUUUCCUAGUGCUUGUAUGCCAUGUAAUCCAGCUCCUUGGAUACCUAUUAUUAGUUCUGCUUCGUCUAGUUCUUCUAGUUUUAUUACUUCAUCAUCAUCACCAAAACCAAGUGCUGUUAUUUCGUACAUCCCGGGUAUAGUAGCCUCUGAUGCUACCAAAUUCACCUCUACUUCCUACACUACCGACUCCAAUGGUAGCAGCAGCCCAGUUGACAUUGUUGUUGUUGCCACUCCAGUUCAAAGCACUGUCACUGCAUACACUACAGGUUCAGCAGGUUCAGUUUCUGCUCUAUCAUCCUACAUCUCCUACACCACCGACUCUAAUGGUAGUACCAAGGCCAUUGGUGUUAUUGUUGUUGAAACUCCAGCUGUUAGUCAAAUCACCUCCUAUAUCCCAGGUAUAGUUGCUUCUGAUGCUACUCAAUCCACAAUUACAUCCUACACCACCAACUCCAAUGGUAGCAGUAGUCCAGUUGGCAUUGUUGUUGUUGCCACUCCAGUUCAAAGCACUGUCACUGCAUACAGUGCUGGCAUGGUAGGUUCAGUUUCUGCUCUAUCAUCCUACAUCUCCUACACCACCGACUCUAAUGGUAGUACCAAGGCCAUUGGUGUUAUUGUUGUUGAAACUCCAGCUGUUAGUCAAAUCACCUCCUACAUCCCAGGUAUAGUUGCUUCUGCUGCUACUCAAUCCACAAUUACAUCCUACACCACCAACUCCAAUGGUAGCAGUAGUCCAGUUGGCAUUAUUGUUGUUGCCACUCCAGUUCAAAGCACUGUCACUGCAUACACUACAGGUUCAGCAGGUUCAGCUUCUGCUCUAUCAUCCUACAUCUCCUACACCACCGACUCUAAUGGUAGUACCAAGGCCAUUGGUGUUAUUGUUGUUGAAACUCCAGCUGUUAGUCAAAUCACCUCCUACAUCCCAGGUAUAGUUGCUUCUGCUGCUGCCCAAUUUACCUCUACCUCCUACACCACCAACUCCAAUGGUAGCAGUAGUCCAGUUGGCAUUGUUGUUGUUGCCACUCCAGUUCAAAGCACUGUCACUGCAUACAGUGCUGGCAUCGGUAGGUUCAGUUUCUGCUCUAUCAUCCUACAUCUCCUACACCACCGACUCUAA
Arxiozyma heterogenica is the source of this 2058-nucleotide messenger RNA. RefSeq lists its product as uncharacterized. The transcript has a single exon. The coding region runs from base 1 to 2058 and encodes 685 amino acids. The record is from RefSeq and is a predicted model, not a curated record. Lineage: Eukaryota; Fungi; Ascomycota; Saccharomycetes; Saccharomycetales; Saccharomycetaceae.